This is a messenger RNA of Juglans microcarpa x Juglans regia, 1561 nucleotides long. RefSeq names its product putative Peroxidase 48. Gene Ontology annotation, molecular function: heme binding; peroxidase activity. The transcript is spliced from 4 exons. Gene Ontology annotation, biological process: hydrogen peroxide catabolic process; response to oxidative stress. Gene Ontology annotation, cellular component: plasmodesma; plant-type cell wall. The record is from RefSeq and is a predicted model, not a curated record. Bases 77 to 1204 code for a protein of 375 amino acids. NCBI's taxonomy places the organism in Eukaryota, Viridiplantae, Streptophyta, Magnoliopsida, Fagales, Juglandaceae.
AUUUUGCUCCGAUCCAUCCCACCUUUGAGUUCCCGCUCUCCCACUCUCUGUCUCGUUGAUUCUGAAGGAGCCAAAGAUGCCGAGUUGUAUGAACAUCUGGUUCAUUCUAAUGGUUUCGAUCCCCAUGAUUAUAUCUUUGACAAACCCAAGAGGUGAGAGUGAAAGAUCCUCUGGUGCCCUGCAUUCCGUUUCUUCUUGGGUUUCUCCCAAUGAUGAGGCGAGCUUAGAGUACGACUUUUACCGCGAGACUUGCCCACAAGCAGAGGUUAUCGUGAGGUCCUCCAUGGCUCGCAUUUACUCUAAGCACAAGGAUGUCCCAGCGGCUCUACUGCGCCUCUUCUUCCAUGACUGCUUCAUUCUUGGAUGUGAUGCUUCGAUCCUCUUGGAUGACAGCAAUGGUGAUAAAAACCGUUCCAUUGAGAGGCAGGCCGUACCCAAUAAGUCCUUGAAAGGUUUUGAUAAAAUUGAUUUGAUCAAGGAGGAGCUGGAAGAAGCUUGUCCAGGGGUGGUUUCAUGUGCUGAUAUAGUUUCUGUUGCCACUAGAGAUGGCAUUGUUCUGGCUGGUGGCCCUUUCUAUCCUGUAUUAACAGGCCGCAGGGAUAGCACUAGUUCAUACUAUCAGGAAGCACUGGCUGGGAUUCCUAGACCUGAUAAUGAUAUAACACAGACACUUCACCUUUUUUCCCUAAGAGGUUUUGAUGAAAGAGAAACAGUCAGUCUUCUAGGAGGACAUAGCAUUGGGAAGAUUGGCUGUGAUAUCAUACAAAAACGAAUCUCUGACUUCAAUGGGACAGGGCAGCCCGACCCAAGUAUAUCUCCUGAUUUGCUCAAAGAGAUGAGACAGAAGUGCCAGGGUAGCAAUCAGACCACCAGUCACCCUCCUCCUUCACCCUUGACAUCAUUGGAAAUGAACGAGUCUGCAGUGGGGUUGUCCUACUUCCAGACAUUAUCAUCUUCGAUGUCAUCUGGAGUAGGUUUUGAUACUCACUACUACCGGAGCUUGUUGAGGGGGAGAGGACUCCUCUUUUCUGAUCAGCAAUUGAUGAAUGAAGAGAAGACAGCAAGACUGGUGAUGGCGUAUGCUUCAGAUGACGGAUCAACCUUUAGAAUGGACUUUGCCCGGUCAUUGAUGAAGAUGUCAAGCCUUAGUGUUCUGACUGGAACUCAAGGUCUGGUUCGUCGGAACUGCUCCUUGGCUUCCUAAGUGAUAGUCUAACCACAAACUCAUUAAAUUUCCUACAUUUUUUCAUCAGUCUGAAAGGGCUUGCUAUCUUCUCAUAAGUUCUAUAUUUGAUUGAAGAUGGAGUUUCUUCUGCAUUUCAUGCCUGUUAUAAUAACAGUCUUUUCACCACGAGAUAGUCGCUGUAAUCAAUAUUGUAGUUACAACUGCAUAUAGAUACGGUUUGGCUGUUAAGGUCUUUAACCAAGCAUGCACUUGCAAUAUGACAGAUCUUGGUAGAGAGAAAAUAUGGGUACAAACCAUCAGCUAUCAUGUAAUUGUGAGUUUGUGUUGUUCUGGUUUGUAAUGGAUCGGUCCAAUAAAGCAUUCUUGACAUGCUGA